Molecule: messenger RNA, 3793 nt
Organism: Tigriopus californicus
Lineage: Eukaryota; Metazoa; Arthropoda; Copepoda; Harpacticoida; Harpacticidae
Gene: toy
Product: paired box protein Pax-6-like
Exons: 10
Coding region: 801-2522 (573 amino acids)
Biological process (GO): regulation of transcription by RNA polymerase II; anatomical structure development
Molecular function (GO): DNA-binding transcription factor activity, RNA polymerase II-specific; RNA polymerase II cis-regulatory region sequence-specific DNA binding
Source: RefSeq, a predicted model, not a curated record
UUCUGUUCUUCUUGUUCUGGCCUGCUCUGGUCUCCGCUGAUGGAGCCCUCCUUCCUUCCUUCCUGCCUCCCUUCGCCCUUUCCUUGGUUCCCUCUUCUUGAUCUCCAUACAUCGCCGGCUGGCCGCUUGAGCGGCGAGUGACGUCAGUUUUGCUCCGCCCUCUUUCUGAGUUGCGCCGCCGUUGAGACAAUCAUCCAUCGUCAAAGAUCGUCACCGCUCUAGUCGCCGCCAUUGCCGACGACUCUCGGAUCGCCAUUCAGAGCUCUGAUCCGUCGCCACCUGGCCAAAAGAGCUUGGCAAGGGAUUUUCAAGUUUGGAAGUGAUUGUUGCGGGCGUGUUUGGACAUGGAGGUCCCAGUCUCUCUACCGAUCUCUCUUAUUGACAAUUCACACAUGAUAAAGCUUCACGCGUGAAGAGAGCCAAGGAGCUUUACUGCCAGGAAUUCCAGGUCUCUUGGGUGACUUUAAGUGGUCACACAUCCAAAGUAAGAAGAACAAUUCCCCCUCGACUAUCCUGAAGUGGUGGCGAUUGUUUAUUAGUCUGUCCACUGAUUCUGGUUCAGUUUCCCGGGAUACCAGAGUGAUGUGUGUGUCUCUUUAAGCCAGUUCCAAUUGUUCCACCAGAGGUUCCCUCGAACGAAUUCUCAGGUGGAGGAAUCCCCCCACAAGAAGGAAACGACGAACCUUCCCUAUCGAUUCGAGUUUGCUUGGAGAGGUGCAAUUUGGUGUUAAACAAGUGUGUUCUGCCACUGAGGCGUUAGCAAGAUUGAGCCUUAUUCCGACCACCCAUUUGAUCUCGCCAUGAAAGAUUUCCGCUAUCAACAAUACCCAGCAUCUCUCAGAACAGAUUCCGUUACAGGUCAUAGCGGAGUGAAUCAACUGGGAGGAGUCUACGUGAAUGGCCGGCCUCUGCCUGAUUCAACUCGACAGAAGAUCAUCGAGUUGGCUCAUUCCGGGGCCAGACCAUGUGAUAUUUCUAGGAUCCUGCAAGUGUCCAAUGGCUGUGUGUCCAAGAUAUUGGGAAGGUAUUACGAGACAGGGACCAUCAAACCUCGCGCAAUAGGUGGCUCCAAGCCUCGAGUGGCCACGUCCAAUGUAGUGCAAAGAAUCUCCGAAUACAAGCGGGAAUGUCCGUCGAUUUUCGCGUGGGAAAUCCGAGACCGACUCUUGUCCGAUGGAAUCUGCAAUAACGACAACGUGCCCAGUGUCUCUUCAAUCAACCGCGUGCUUCGGAAUUUGGCCUCGGCCAAGGAACAAAACGUCCAGCACCACCUCAGUUCGGCAGCAGCUGACAGCGUUUACGACAAGCUAAGGAUGUUCAAUGGUCAGGCGGCGGCCAGUUGGGCGUGGUAUGGGGCCAAUCCCACUUCACAUCUGGGUCUGGCCUCGCCGACGGCUGCACCUUCACCUCAUCAUAAUCCAAGCGGUGGCGUUGGCGGCGGUGGAGGUGGUGGAGUAUCUGCCCUUGGAGGGGGUGGCGGCACUCACCCGGGUCUUAUAUCGCCUCACCAAUUUGGAAGAGACUCCUCAGAAGAGAAGAAGCCUGGCUCAGGUGGUUUCAGCGAGUUUGGCAGUGAUAGUGGAGUGAACGAGGCCACCUCGGACGGGAAUUCGGAUCACAACUCCUCGGCGGAUGAAGAUUCACAACUAAGACUCCGACUGAAACGAAAACUUCAACGAAAUCGAACCUCGUUCUCCACCGAACAAAUCGAACAACUAGAAAAAGAGUUCGAACGCACUCACUAUCCCGACGUGUUUGCUAGGGAACGUCUAGCAGAGAAGAUUGGUCUGCCAGAAGCCAGGAUACAAGUCUGGUUCUCCAACCGAAGAGCCAAGUGGCGGCGAGAGGAGAAGCUCCGCAACCAGAAACGUGAUCCCAACGCUCCCCCGUCGCAUAAUUCGACGACGGGAGCGGUCGUCAGUGGCGGCAAUUCUGUCGGCACAGCGCUCUCGAGCGAUGGCGGCCUAAACAACAAUAAUAAUAAUGGUGGUAACGGCGCCACAUCCCACAAUGGAACAGAGAGCAAUGUUUUAAAUGGACCCUCCAAUGGGGGUGUGGGCGGAAGUGGCACAGGAUCCGAUUCACCUCUCACACCUGGUCCCACACCCCCGACUUCAUCGGUGACUGCUGCUGCCAUGGCAUCCAGGCUUCCGUUCCAAUCGAGCUUCAACUCGAUGUAUCCAUCGAUACCUCAACCAAUUGGAAGCAUGGCCGACUCGUACUGUCCCAGUAGCUUCAGCAGCAGCUUGUCGAGUAUGUCAGCCCAGACGUGUCUUCAACAACAGAGAGAUGCCGCAGCCUAUUCAUACUCAAUGUUCCAUCAUGAUCCACUCUCACUGUCGUACGGACGGUCUUGUGGAGCGGCUCAGACCAACCCGCACAUGGCCAAUUACGGGUCAUCUCUGUCAGGUGGGCCUCAUGGCUCUUCUCAAGGAGUACUCUCACCGGGAUUGUCGGUCCCACUUCAAGUUCCAGGGCAAACGCCCGACUUGACCUCAAACUAUUGGCCCCGAAUUCAAUGAGAGGACCAACACCCGACAGAGGUCAAAUAAGUUCCUAAGCUCAGUCUACAAGCAGAAAAAAACAAGAGACGACAAUGAAGACAAUGAGAAGGAGGACAUGCUGAAUUUUCUGGCCUUCGACCUCGAUUCCUUUCAGCCUCGAGCCUCGAGUCUCCUCCACCUUUUUUUCUUUCCCCUCUUAACGAACCACUGGGAGAGAGAGAAAGAGAGAGAGAAUCGUGACAGGGAAAAACGAAUGACCUCCGUUUUUCUUCCUCCUAACCUAGUCGAUGAUGAUGAAGAAGAAGAAAGUAAUAAUAGCCAUGAUGAACAUGAUGUUUUCAAGAGAGUCUUUCCAGCGAUUCACUCUUUUUCGGUCAGGCCGAAUGAUAUACCGAUGAUCCCCGAAUUCCUUCCUCCCCCUUUUUAUUUAGAACUUCACCAAUUAGAAGACAAGAUUCUUCUCAAACUACUCAAGGAAUCGAGAGGAAGGACGUGAAGAAAAGUUAUACUUAUAUAUGUUGAUAUAAUACCUACUCUCAGUCAAUGGAAUGGAAACCGCCAGAUUAAUAUUCAUGAUAAUCAUGAGAAUGAUGAUGAUUAUCACCAGAAUCAAGACGCCGAGCUGCUUGAUGACGAUCUUACAUUGACGGCAAUGAUUAUGUAAAACUUGCUCCACUAGGUCUUUAUUCUUGUAAAUCCGACACAAACUGGUCGUCUUGUUAGAUGACGACCCAAUCUCCAUUUCCAAAACAAAUUUUCCCUGAAAAAUAUGUCGAGUGUGAAUUCCGAUGAUGCCAAGUGUGAAUGGUCUCCUCUGCUUGAAGGCCGGGGGGGGCAAGUCAAAAACAGCCUGUUUUAGUUCUAAAUCAGAUUUCCCAGUCACCUUUACGAAUCUUGAAGAAAAUGCCACACCUCCGACCAUGAACAAAAGAUUUAACAGUUUAUGUUGUGAGACUUUGUUAUCCUCCUUAGAUGUGCAAAAGGUCGCUUAGAGUUAAUAUUCAUUCAUCAUAAUGCUGGUAUGACUGUAAACUAUUUUGUAAAUACAAUCACCCAUCCCGUUACAUGGACCAGGAUUGAUUGGAGAGGCGUUCAAUCCCUUCUCCAUAGUACAACAUGGCCUUGCAGAAUCCGGGAUGGUCUUUCACUUAUACGAUGCAUUCGAAAUUGACUUAAUAGACACCAAGACGAGCAAUUCAAAUGAUGAUCAAUAAAUUCUAUGAGUAUGAAACCACGAAGGAAUAUUUAUUUGUAUACUGCGUCGCUCGCUGGAUCUCCUUAUCCUCCCA